Nematolebias whitei (Rio pearlfish) is the source of this 3353-nucleotide messenger RNA. RefSeq names its product inositol hexakisphosphate kinase 1 (gene ip6k1). Gene Ontology annotation, molecular function: inositol hexakisphosphate kinase activity. The coding region runs from base 326 to 1885 and encodes 519 amino acids. NCBI's taxonomy places the organism in Eukaryota, Metazoa, Chordata, Actinopteri, Cyprinodontiformes, Rivulidae. Gene Ontology annotation, cellular component: nucleus; cytoplasm. The transcript has 9 exons. The record is from RefSeq and is a predicted model, not a curated record. Gene Ontology annotation, biological process: inositol phosphate biosynthetic process; phosphatidylinositol phosphate biosynthetic process.
CAGUGUUUUCACCGAGUCUGACGGGCAGGGCGACGUUCACAAGCUGAAACCUUACGACAUAAAACAAGGAAGUGGUGACGCCCUGCUCCUCCUGCCGCCCCCCCUCCUCUGCUCCCCCAGCCAACAUUGGAUCUCGGUCCUGCCGGCGGUGGAUUGGACCACUCUCAUCGGACGCUUUGUGAGCGGGUUUUUCGGUCUGGCGCCGCCUCCCCCUGGGGCCGGCGUGCGCUCCCAGCAGCCCGUGGUGCCCUGCGCCCCCCCCUCCCCAUCACUGCACACUAGAGCCCAUGCUCAGGGAGGAAGCGCGGUGCGUCCGCCUGGAGCCAUGUGCCUCCCUCAAACCAACAACAUGGACAACAAGCUACAGGGGGCGGGGGGAGGGGCUUCACUUCAACCACGAGCAGGAGGCGUUCCUCUGGAGCCCUUCAUACAUCAGGUGGGGGGCCACUCCAGCAUGAUGCGAUACGAUGACCACACGGUGUGCAAGCCUCUGAUCAGCAGAGAGCAGCGCUUCUACGAGUCUCUGCCUCCUGACAUGAAGGAGUUCACUCCGGAGUAUAAAGGUGUGGUGCUGGUGUGCUUUGAAGGCGACUCUGACGGCUACAUCAACCUGGUGGCGUACCCCUACGUGGACAACAUGGAGGUGGGGAUGGGGGAGCACGAGGAGCGGGACCCCCAAGAGCGGGAGCAGCCCAGAAGGAAACACUCCCGCCGCAGCCUCCAUCGCUCCUCCUCCUCCUCCGAGCACAAGGAGGAGCGGGCGGACCGAAGGGAGACGCACGACACCGAAACCCCAGACAAUCUCACAGAGCUGAAGAGUCCGAGGCUGGACCCAAAGAUCCUCUCGGAUGUUCCCUUUCAGAUGCUGGACUGGAACAGUGGUCUGACCUUGGAGAAGAUCAGCCACAACCCCUGGAGCCUCCGCUGCCACAAGCAGCAGCUCAGCCGCAUGAGGUCCGAGUCCAAGGACCGCCGACUCUUCAAGUUCCUGCUGCUGGAGAACGUUGUUCACCACUUCUCCUACCCCUGCAUCCUGGACCUGAAGAUGGGCACCAGGCAGCACGGAGACGACGCCUCGGAGGAGAAGGCGGCCAGGCAGAUGAAGAAAUGUGAACAGAGCACGUCGGCGACGCUGGGAGUCCGAGUGUGUGGCAUGCAGGUGUACCAGCUCAGCACUGGGCACUACCUCUGCAGGAACAAGUACUACGGCCGCGGCCUGUCCAUCGAGGGCUUCCGGCAGGCGCUCUACCAGUACCUGCACAACGGGAAGGGUCUGAGGCGGGACCUCUUCGAGCUGAUCCUGAACAAGCUCCGCAGCCUCCUGGCCGUGCUGGAGAGACAUGCGUCUUACCGCUUCUACUCUUCCUCCCUGCUCAUCAUCUACGAGGGAAAGGAACCUGAGGGCCCGUCCGUCCCCUCCCCAGGACAGAACGCAGCCAGGCAGCAGAAGAACCCUGGAACCCCUGCAGAACCUUUCUGUAUUCAGGAACCCAAGACUCCGCCCCCUUCUGGUGCUCUUUGUGACAUGAGUCAGAACCCAGACCUGGGGUCACUGUCCUCUCAGGGACCUGGACAUGUGGCCCCACCGUCCCCUUCUCCUCACCCUCCCUCCAUGUCAGACUGCCACUCUUUUGUCCCCCGCCCCCCCUCGCCCCCUCGACGUCCAGACCCCCCCUCCGCAGCCCCAAGUUUCAGCUCCCAUCCUGCCCCUCCGCCGCAGCAGUCCCCCCUGGUGGACGUUCGUAUGAUUGACUUUGCCCACUCCACCUUCAAAGGUUUCCGGGGCGACACGGCGGUGCACGACGGGCCGGACCAGGGCUACGUGUUCGGACUGGAGAGUUUGAUCCAGAUCCUGGAGAGUCUGCGGGACAACAACCUGCCAUAGCUCAAAACCCGCACCCACACGCUUGACGCUGCGGGGGUUUGUCCCUCAGUGGGGGCGUGGCCAGGAUGACAUCACUUCACUGACACGCCCUGACAAAUUCAUUAGUCGUCACAAAGACAUGCACAGCUGUCACCCUGUCCCUGCAGGCUGUCCAGCCUGCGAGACACACCUCAGACGUCAACACGGUUUUUCAGGACAUCACCAUAGCAACAGGAACAUAGUAACCAUAGAAACGGCUUGGAGACAUUGGAGCCGAAACUCAAAAGGCUGCGAUAAAAGAAACUUCUGUUUCUACAAAACACACACGGGUUGUGGUUCUGGUCUUGUGAGGACCGUCCCUCAAACAGAACCUUCAGAGUAAAACGCCUCGUCGCUCAGGUGACCGCGGAACCACCGGGAAAUUACCGGAUCAGCUCUCACAGCGCCUCGCCACAUUAACGUGUCACCACGGGUCAGAUCUGUUAAAAUUUAUAAAUAAUAUCUGCGACUCUUAAAAGUCUCAAAAGAAGUCGAAGAAACAGAUUCACGUCAAAACUCCAGGAUUCACGCUGCAGGUGGACCAGAACUACGUUUUAAUCGCUGCACACGCCCGAGGUGCCCGGUCUGACUUCACUGUGCAGAAGGACGAGCGUGCAGAUGUUAAAUGUCAACGCAGAUAGGACUCAUCAGUGACACAACGAUGGCUCCAACUCCGUCAUUUUAACAGACGUGGAGCUACAAUCUGGCGUGGUAGUAGCUGAGAGUCGUACCGUACUCUGAGGGCGACGUCUCUUAACGCUGUUCUGAAGGUCUGAUGUUCCGGGUCUCAAACCGGGCCAUGAAAAUUCAAAAUGCACUCACACCGAGCUGAACGAACGCAAUUAUUUUUACGUAUUGAAACAUUUUUAAUGUCAGAAACUUUCCCUCUUUUUAAAAACAGCUGUCCGCUACAUUCUGCGCAGUGAAGCUCAAAUACUGCAGUAAAUUAAAGCUGAAGUACUUCAGGGUACCUCAAAUACUGCAGUAAAUUAAAGCUGAAGUACUUCAGGGUACGUUUGCACCCCUAAAACUCCCGACGGGUCCUCACAGAGAUGGACAAACACCCGGGAACAGUUGUUGGUGGAGCUGCGGGACAGAACGUCCUCCAUGACCUUCAGGGACCGCUCGUUCCUGCGCGCCUCUUUCUGCAGAAACCAAACCAGACGUUACCUCAGACACGUCCAGGCAUCGUUAAAGCAAUAGAUCCUUGUUGUACACCUGGAUUAUUUUGUUUUAGUAGAGUCCAGAGAGGAUUAAAUCCAUGAAGUGCAUCAUAGAUGUAGGCUUUGUGAAGAAGUAUCGAUAUUUUUUUUAAAAUAACGUUUGUCAAAUUUUGGGGAACUCUUAAAAAUCUAGUCUGUGUUCUGUGACAUUAAGCCCUGGGUUGUUUUGAAAUCUUAAGAGACAAGUCUGUCCAUGCACCCUAACGUUUAUUUUGUCAACUAAUCUC